CAUGUAAGCCAGCUUCACGACCAACAAGUGCUUGCAAGGACUCAACAACAUUCACCGCCCACUGCCCCCCGCCGCCAGUCGUACUACUUGCUUUGGUGCACCUAUCCCGCACGCCAUGCACGCCAUGCUACUGCCCAACAGACCAAGGGCAUCCUGCAAUGUAGUUUACUGUCCAAGCACUAUCCCUCUACUUCCCCUACUUCUUGGCGUUCUCCAGCUGCUUCUCUGUGCAGCCAAAGCUAGCCGGUGUCUUGCCCUCCCAGCUUGUUCACCUGCGGUGUUCAUAGAAUGUAAUAAAUAGUGUGCAUGAUGGGGUACGUUUCAUGCUCAGGCAGUAGGCGCCUCUCCAGCUGGGCGGGCCUGGGCGGCAGCUGGGCGGCCCUGGGCGGCAGCUGGGCGGGCCUGGGCGGCGGCUGGGCGGCAGCUGGGCGGGCCUGGGUGGCAUCUGGGUGGGGGCUGAGCGCGCCUGGGCAGAGCCUGGACAAGGGCUGGGCAGGAGCCACAUAACAAUGGGUUACCAGCAGGAAGUUACCAU
Messenger RNA from Chlamydomonas reinhardtii, 535 nucleotides. RefSeq lists its product as uncharacterized. NCBI's taxonomy places the organism in Eukaryota, Viridiplantae, Chlorophyta, Chlorophyceae, Chlamydomonadales, Chlamydomonadaceae. Bases 307 to 507 code for a protein of 66 amino acids. The record is from RefSeq and is a predicted model, not a curated record. The transcript has a single exon.